Messenger RNA from Dunckerocampus dactyliophorus (ringed pipefish), 2351 nucleotides. RefSeq names its product immunity-related GTPase family, q2 (gene irgq2). The record is from RefSeq and is a predicted model, not a curated record. Gene Ontology annotation, cellular component: membrane. The coding region runs from base 1221 to 2351 and encodes 376 amino acids. Lineage: Eukaryota; Metazoa; Chordata; Actinopteri; Syngnathiformes; Syngnathidae. The transcript has 2 exons. Gene Ontology annotation, molecular function: GTP binding.
GGAGGAGGAGGAGGAGGAGGCCCUCUACUCAAAUGUGAAAGAUACAAUGAUGUCAUGAACGCUUUAUUUCCCAGCAUUGUAGAGCGGCACCUGCAGCUAGUGCUUCCACCAACAGAGGGCGCCGCUUUAUAGCUAAACUACAUCUCACAGGCACCAUAUGUCAUGAAUGAUCUUCAUCAGGAAAAUACCAUACAGCCGUCCCUCCUUGAUGGCGGGUCAUUGGUUCCAGCCCCGACCGCCAUAAGUGAAUUUCCGCCAAGUCGGACUCCAUAUUAAUAAAUGGAAUAUUUUGUAGCUAGAGCAUAGAAAACCUGUUUAUGACCUUCUAAAUACAUGUAUCAUCAUUAGAGCCCUCUAGACAUGAAAUAACACCCCUACAGUCACCUUCACACCCCAUACAGUAGACGUAAUCAUAGAAAAACGCCAACUUAAACAUGAAUAAUACUCACAUGUUAACAGUGACACCUCGUGGCCAGGGUAGAACACUACACCAAAGUUUGGACAUCAUAGCAUGAGGGAGCUAACGAUGUACGUGACGGGGCACACCUAUUUCGAUUCUGAAGCCCUCCAUAGGUUUAGUGGUUUUCCAUCCAUGCUGUGAGCGUGCAGUACCAGUACCUUCAUGAUGACAUGUUGCCUUACAUUGAUCGUUUGGAGCGUUGAUUUCACGUAGCAACAUGCAGCGGAUAGCAGCUAACACCACUUCCGUCAACAGCAGCGUGUCUGUUUGCUGCUACUAAUCAUGUCACUUUUGGACAAGGAUCCUGAACCGUAUCUUUUUGAGCACGAAUAUACGGAGGAUGAGCGACAGGUUUUAGAAGCUAAGCAGGCAAAAAGAGAGAGUGAAAAGUUGGGGCAGAAACUAGAAAUGAAAGCAUUUUCCAGUCCGAUGCAGCACAACCGCAAUAAAAAACACAUUUUGUUCAAAUAAUGCCUCGCUGUCCUUUUGAUACAGCUCUCAUGAGAGUGUGCAGCUGUGCCUAAUGGAGUGUCCACAACAUACAGCUGUUGUGCUCAUUUCCAAGUAAAAGCAAAUCGUCUAAAAUAGCAUCCUUCCCUCCUGAACCAGAGCAGCGUGUGUGUUGCAUGUGCAUGCAUGUGCAUUAGACAGAUUAGGGAUUAGAAGACUAGCGGAUUACAAAGUUCUGCACUUGAAAUAAGGUGAAGCACACAGUCGGUGUGAAAACCUCUCUGGAGUGGCACCACUGCGACCCAACGACAUGGUGGACGUUCUCAGAGGUCUGAACCUGCUGCAGAGCCUCAAAGAGUCCAUGGAGAGUAACAAGUUGUCAGAGGUCAAAGAUGCCGUGGAAGACCUCCUGAUCAGUAGGAUCAACUUGGCCAUAGUGGGUGACCGUGUGGAGGAGAAGAUCUCCUUCAUUAACUCCCUCCACGGCCUGUGCCCCGGGGACGAGGGAGCAGCCAGAUCCUCAUCGGCCGUAGACACAGACGAUGUGGUGUGUUACCCCAACCCCAAACACACCGACUUUCGGUUGUGGGACCUCCCUCCUGUCCCCCAGUUAUCUCCGUUUGAGCCUGAAACCUUCAUGGAUAGGGUCAAGUUUGCCCGCUACAAUGCGGUCUUCAUGACGUUCACGCAGACUCUCACCCCCGGCGUUGUGGAGGUGUUCCUCCAGGCCCGCUCGUUGCAGCAGCACACGGUCUAUUUGACCUUCUUGGUCUCAGGGAACGACAAAGACAAGAACCUGGAAGAGAAGAGGAGAGCUAGCGUGGAGAUGCUGACGUCCAAGGGGGUGAGCCAGCCUAAAGUCUACCUGGUGAGACCCUCUGCCUUGGAGACUUUGGACUUCCCUGCCCUGCUGGAGGACAUGACCAAAGACCUUCCUGAAAUCAGGUCAUGCGCUCUUCUCAUGGCACUCCCCACGCUGACCACCACUCUGGUCUCCCAAAAAAAGGAGGCUUUCAAAGCUCUCGUGUGGGCAGCCGCCUCCAUUUCUGGCGGCAUGUCAACCAUUCCCGUUCCCUUCGUGGCCUCCAUGGUGGACUCAAGUGUCGCCGUACGGAUCCUGUCCAAAGCUCAAGCAUCCUUAUGUCUGGACGAUGCAUCGGUGGAGCGGCUGGCCCGGCAGCGAGGCGUGGAACCGUUGAGCCUUAAAGCCCUGCGUGCGUGCACGCUCUCCGUGGAGGUCACCAAGGGGGAGGUGAAGAGCCGGCUGGCGGCGGCGGAGAAGGACUUACCUUCGAUCUCCUCCAAACUGAUGCAGAUGGCCGUGCCCAGACAUGCGCGCUCAGCCGGCCGCUCCUUCUCCGCCACGCUGCACGCCUUAAACGCCGCCAUUGACGACAUGGCGGCCGAUGCUGAGAAGAUCUUGGCCUCGGCUUUCGGAUAG